Molecule: messenger RNA, 2128 nt
Organism: Linum trigynum
Lineage: Eukaryota; Viridiplantae; Streptophyta; Magnoliopsida; Malpighiales; Linaceae
Source: the annotation of a GenBank genome assembly
CUACAUUGCAACGGAAUAGGGACCCUAGAAGCUUUUCUUCCACGUACGUCAAGCUUUUGAUAAGAGCAGUAUUAUUUAAGAGUUAACCCAACAGAGAAUCAAAGCAAUCAGAUCGAAGAUCAUGGCCUCCUCCAGAGUUUCUUUAGAAUAUUCAAACAUCAUAAUCUUCUUCUUGUUACUUAUUGUAACCACUGGUCCUCUAGCGGCCAUAGCAGAAGGUAGAAUUCCAGCAGUUUACAUGUACGGCGACUCGAUUCUUGACACCGGCAACAAUGACUACAUCGUAACUGUGUUCAAGUCCAACUUCCCACCGUACGGGAAGAAUUUCCCAGGAAGAAAGCCCACCGGCCGAUUCACAGACGGGAAACUCAUUUCAGACUUCAUAGUUCAAAGUUUAGGAAUCAAAGAAACUUUACCGCCUUAUCUUGAUCCGGAUCUCGGCGUGGAUGAUCUGAUAACAGGAGUGAAUUUUGCUUCUGGUGGUAGUGGAUACGAUCCAUUGUCAGCAAAGACAUUCGCCGUUCUUUCGAUGCCGGCUCAACUCAAUCUCUUCAAACAAUACAAGGGAAAGCUGAAAACCCUAGUCGGAGAGCGGAAAGCAAACGACAUCGUAGAGCGCAGCCUCCACGUAAUAUCAGCCGGAAACGACGACGUAGGAUUGACCUAUUUCCUCACCGGAAGACAACUCGACCUACCUUCCUACGCCGCCUUCCUCGUAACCCAGGCCACCGCGAACCUCAGACAACUAUACACGCUGGGAGCUCGCAAGAUCGCCGUCUUUAGCACGACGGUGACCGGAUGCGUCCCUUUCUCGAGAACUUUCUUCGGCGGGAUCAAAAGACAAUGUUCCGACGUCUCCAACGAGUUGGCGAUGAUGUUCAACGACAAGCUUAGCGAUGCAGUUGAAGCCCUGAACGACGACGUUCGUCUUCCUGACUUGAACAUCGUGUUUGUGGACGUGUACAGGCCCUUGUUGAAAAUCAUUAGGCGUCCUGAAAAUUAUGGGUUUGAUACAUCGACGGAAGGGUGCUGUGGGACAGGUGCUUUCGAGUUUGCGUUUCUUUGCAACCCAUUGACGCCUUUUACUUGUACCAAUACUUCAAAGUACUUGUAUUUUGAUGGUGCUCAUCCCACGGAGAAGGCGUAUAAGAUCGUAUUUUCGGAAAUCUGGGAUUCUAUAAUCGAGGUAUUAUGAAAUCGAUUGUAUAUAUAUAACCUGUUAUCGGUGAAUUGACUGUAAUGAUUUUUAUGGUGAUUCCUCCGCCAGUCUGCCGAUUGCUGCUUUUAUUUUCAGUCUUCUGAUUAAGAAAAUAUUUACAAACUUGUUGAGUCAUCAUUUAGAUUGCUUCAGUUGAGUGGUGCACUAGAUCCUAACAGUUCUUUCGGGUCAUUUGGUGAAGAAAAUAUUUACAAACCUGCUCAAGAAUUUAGCCUCGAGACUUUGAAGACUAUGAGAUGCAUUCUUUAAAAAAUGAGCCAUGAUAUUAUGCCGCUCAUGUGGUUUCUAGUUGAUAAUAUUAAGUUUCUUCCCUUGCCAAAUUACCAGAGAAGCUGGCGGAAAUAGGGAUGGACACACAAUACAAAUUGAUUUGUUGGUUAAUUCGUCUAGUGUUAACCUUACCCAUUGUUAGUGUGUGGUAUAAUAUCCAUUAUGGAACCUCUCCCAACAACUCGAGUUAUUGGGAUCAACUGAUUUUUGAUAUGGUAUCAGACCCUUCUGUGACCGAGAGGUCUUGUGUUCGAAUCCCGGUGACCCCCAUUUGUGAAGCACAUGGUAUUCUUGUGUUUAGACAUGUGCAAACUUCAAGCCAUUGUGAGUGGUUUUCGUUUUAGGGGGCGUGUUAGGGUGUGGUAUAAGAUCCAUUAUGGAACCUCUCUCAACAACUCGAGUUAUUGGGAUCAACUGGUUCUUGAUACCCAUUUCAACGACUAUCAUGGCGAUUGGAGAGAACAUUUUCAGCAAUGAAACAUGUGAAAACUAAUAUGCGCAACAAAAUAAGCAAUGAAUUUCUCAUUGAUUAUUUAGCUAUUGUCUUUGAGUGAGAGUAUGCUAAUGGUAUUGAUGGAGAUUCUAUUAUUGAUGGAUUUGCCAAAUUAAAAGACCUUCUAAUAAAAUUGUCAUUCUAAU